This is a messenger RNA of Nicrophorus vespilloides, 348 nucleotides long. RefSeq lists its product as uncharacterized. NCBI's taxonomy places the organism in Eukaryota, Metazoa, Arthropoda, Insecta, Coleoptera, Silphidae. Bases 12 to 320 code for a protein of 102 amino acids. The record is from RefSeq and is a predicted model, not a curated record. The transcript has 2 exons.
UAACUUAAACAAUGCAUCUUCGUCUCUUUCUACAUUUGAGCAUGAUCUGUGCUUUGGCAUACACAUUACCAACAACAGAAUCACCUACUGCGAUUGAUUUGACAACAUCGGAAACCACUGAAACUUCAAUGACUACUUUUAAAACCAACGAAGAAACAACGGAAUUGGAUGUAGCAACACAAUUUCCAAUACAGAAUGUAACAAUGAAACUACCAACAACAACAACAACAACAACAACGAAAAAACCAAGUUCAGCAAAUAACAUUAAUCCAUCUUGUAUACUUGCAGCAUUCCUUUACGUAAUAAUAUCUAUGUACUGAUACCAAAAAAAAAAAACUAAUUAUUUUA